AUGGAACUAUGCGAAUCCCAAAGAAAGGAGCGACUGACUCCGGACACGGUUCAUUUGCACACAACUUCAGGAGAAUCAGCUGUCUUCUCAUAUCGAAACUUCCGUGAUCUGACAGGAGAACCUUACCCCGUGGAGUUCGAAUCAGAAGGGUGGCCAAAAAUGCGUUGUUACCACGUUGUAGCAAUUGGCUCGCCCAAGGUUCCAACUCACACGUGGCUUCUUCUCCAAGACAUCAAUUGUCCAGAAAUCAGAUACUUGACAAAAAUUAACGUUCAAAAUUGGAGAAGAUAUCUCACUGUUGACGAGGAGGAUCACGAUGGAAGUAACGAUGACCACGGUGCAAAUUAA
Messenger RNA from Caenorhabditis remanei, 348 nucleotides. RefSeq lists its product as uncharacterized. The record is from RefSeq and is a predicted model, not a curated record. Lineage: Eukaryota; Metazoa; Nematoda; Chromadorea; Rhabditida; Rhabditidae. Bases 1 to 348 code for a protein of 115 amino acids. The transcript has 2 exons.